AUGGCCAGUGAAGCAGAGGAAAAAUGGGAAGGAAAGGUCAGUGCCCAAGUGAGAUGCUCUAGUCCUGACCAGGUAUGGCCCCUCCUGGAGGAUUUCUUCAGCCUGCACAAGUGGAUCCCGUCGAUAGACAUGUGCUACGGAGUCGAAGGCUUGUCGGGUCAACCAGGAUGCAUCCGAUACUGCUCCAUCACAAGAAGCUCCACCGAUGGUUUGGAGGAUGCGGUCACAAACUGGGCCCUGGAGAAGCUGCUUGCGACUGACCCCGUCAACAAAAGCUUCAGCUAUGAGAUCGUGGACUGCAAUCCCGUUGGGUUCAAAUCAUUGGUCGCGACAAUGAAACUGACGGCGAUGGGAGAUGUGAAAGGAGAAGAUGUCGGAUGUGGAAUGAGCUGGUCUUUUGCGGUGAAUCCGAUUGAAGGAUGGACGGAGAAAGCGUUGACGGAGUUCUACGGUUCUGCUCUUCGAGUCAUGGCUGAAAGAAUAGAAGCUGCUCUAUCGAGCCAAGGGGAAUGA
Molecule: messenger RNA, 513 nt
Organism: Rhodamnia argentea
Lineage: Eukaryota; Viridiplantae; Streptophyta; Magnoliopsida; Myrtales; Myrtaceae
Product: lachrymatory-factor synthase-like
Exons: 1
Coding region: 1-513 (170 amino acids)
Source: RefSeq, a predicted model, not a curated record